AUGGCCAGGAUCAAAGUGCUCCUUCUAUGGCUUCUGAUGCUGCCUCCGCUAAAUGGAGCUGAUACCAUGACCUCAGUCUGUGGCCAGCCAGUAUUGGCUCCUCGAAUUGUGGGGGGCCAAAAUGCAAGGAUCGGAGCGUGGCCGUGGCAGGUCAGCAUCAAACAGCGCGGGAGACAUUUCUGCGGCGGGUCUCUUGUGGCUGAGCAGCGGGUGGUGUCAGCUGCUCACUGCUUCUCAAAGGAGGACCUCUCAGGCAUCACAGUGACCCUGGGAGAGUAUGAGCUCCAGAAUCCAAGCCGCAAUGCCGAGACAAUCAUUGUCACCAAAAUAACCGUCACCGCGGAAUUUUCAGGAGUUGGAUCUCCGGGGGACAUUGCCGUUUUGUGGCUCCAAAGGCCCCUGAAAUAUACUGCAUACAUCCUCCCCGUGUGUGUGCCGGAUUCCUCUGCUCAGUUUGCCGCGGGCAUGGGCUGUUGGGUGACGGGAUGGGGACGCAUCAGUUUUGGUGAUUGUGGUCAGGUGGUGGCCGAAAACCGUAUUGUCGGGGGAGAGGACGCCUCUCGUGGAGCGUGGCCAUGGCAAGUCAGUCUCCAGUACAACGGACAGCAUGCCUGCGGAGGGACCCUCAUCGACACCGAAUGGGUCCUGACGGCGGCCCAUUGCUUCCCUGGGAAUUUAAAACUUGAGAACUUUCGGGCAAACCUUGGGAAUUACCAGCUCUUGAACUCAGACCCCAAAGCUGUGUGGUUGAGAAUUUCCCAGGUGAUUGUGCACACGAACUAUGCUGGAGAUGGGACCAGUGGCGAUAUAGCUUUGGCUCGGUUGCAACGCCCAAUCCGCUUCACCCAAGGCAUCCUUCCGGCCUGUCUUCCAGAUGCCAGUGUCCAGUUCCAAGAGGGCGCCUUAUGCUGGGUGACGGGAUGGGGAUCCCCACAAUAUGGAGCUUCCCUUGGGGCUCCUAAAACACUGCAACAGCUCCAGCUGCCCUUGAUAGACAGCUUAGUCUGUGACGCCAUGUACCACAUUGGCACGGGGAUCAGCCCCAGCUGGCGAGAGAUCCAGGACGACAUGAUCUGCGCGGGCUAUGCCAAAGGAGAGAAAGACGCCUGUCUGGGUGACUCCGGGGGCCCUCUGGUCUGCCAAGUGGACGGUGCGUGGUUUCUGGCGGGCAUUGUGAGCUGGGGUGACCUGUGUGCCUUGCCCAACCGCCCAGGUGUCUACACCCGAGUUGGUUUCUACCAGGACUGGCUACAGCAACACCUGCCCAACGUUCAGUUUGGCCUAGUGAACAUCACGGUUUACUCGCUUCCGUCGGCCUCUGCCACCUUGCACAAAGAUUCCUGCUUUGCGCUUCUCCUUGUGGUCUCCUGCCUCACCAGGACGCUUCUUACGUAG
Euleptes europaea (tarantolino) is the source of this 1395-nucleotide messenger RNA. RefSeq names its product serine protease 27-like. The record is from RefSeq and is a predicted model, not a curated record. Gene Ontology annotation, molecular function: serine-type endopeptidase activity. Gene Ontology annotation, biological process: proteolysis. The transcript has 8 exons. Bases 1 to 1395 code for a protein of 464 amino acids. Lineage: Eukaryota; Metazoa; Chordata; Lepidosauria; Squamata; Sphaerodactylidae.